Messenger RNA from Ilex paraguariensis (yerba mate), 696 nucleotides. NCBI's taxonomy places the organism in Eukaryota, Viridiplantae, Streptophyta, Magnoliopsida, Aquifoliales, Aquifoliaceae. The record is from the annotation of a GenBank genome assembly.
AUGGUGCCUAGUGGAGUCGCUGCUCGGUCGCUGGUGCCUCGUGAAGUUGUGCUCAACCGAUGGUGCCUGGUGGUUUGGAUGGUGGAGAAUAAGAGAGAAAAAGGGGGAGGGAACUCACCUCGUCAUUGGACUGGAGGCUGUGCUCAGUGGUUGGAGUUGCUGCACAGACCCUGGUGCCUCGCGGAUCUGUGCUCAGUCGCUGGUGCCUCGCGGAUCUGUGCUCAGUCGAUGGUGCCUAGUGGAGUUGUUGCUCAGUCGCUGGUGCCUCGUGAAAUUGUGCUCAAUCGAUGGUGCCUGGUGGUCUGGAUGGCUCGAUUUAGGGCAAAGAAGUCUGGAACUCUAUCGAUGGUGCCUAGUGGAGUCGCUGCUCGGUCGCUGGUGCCUCGUGAAGUUGUGCUCAACCGAUGGUGCCUGGUGGUCUGGAUGGUGGAGAAUAAGAGAGAAAAAGGGGGAGGGAACUCACCUCGUCAUUGGACUGGAGGCUGUGCUCAGUGGUUGGAGUUGCUGCACAGACCCUGGUGCCUCGCGGAUCUGUGCUCAGUCGCUGGUGCCUCGCGGAUCUGUGCUCAGUCGAUGGUGCCUAGUGGAGUUGUUGCUCAGUCGCUGGUGCCUCGUGAAAUUGUGCUCAAUCGAUGGUGCCUGGUGGUCUGGAUGGCUCGAUUUAGGGCAAAGAAGUCUGGAACUCUAGUCGACUGA